CUACAAGAAUUCUUUUUCUUAGAUCAAAAAAUCUCCCAAAGCGGUUAUUCAGGCAAUAUUAGAGUUGUACCAUCUGGAUACAGGGUAAAACGAGCAAAUGAGUAUGGAGAUGAAGCGGUUACUCCACCACCCGGCGACGGAUACUAUGCUCCUCAAGCAGAACAAACACCUGCGCCUGCAGAUCAAGGAUAUGGAGGCAACGAUGCUGCUAACGUAGAACCAGCCGGGUACAGAAAGAAGAGAGCCAAUGAAUAUGGAGACGAGAUUAUCACUCCUCCACCACCAGGAGGCGAUUCAUACGGGCCUCCUCCACCACCAAGUGGUGGCUCUUACGGGGAAGAGACACCAGCACCUGUCGACCAAGGAUACCUUAUCAGCGAUGCACCUCAAGUAGAACCAGCCGGUUACAGGAAGAAGAGAAAUAACGAAUAUGGGGACGAGAGUGUUACUCCUCCACCACCAGGAGGCGACUCAUACGGGCCUCCUCCACCACCAGGUGGUGGUUCAUACGGUGAGGAAACACCAGCACCUGUUGACCAAGGAUACCUAAUCAGUGACGCACCCCAAGUAGAACCAGCCGGUUACAGAAGGAAAAGAGCUGAAUAUGUAGACGAGAGCAUUACUCCGCCACCAUACCCACCUUAUGGAGGGCAAGGUGGUCAACCUCCACCGCCCGGUAAUAGCCAAUCUGGAUCCGGGGGAGGAGCUAAUCAGUAUGUAGACGAGAGCAUCACUCCACCACCAUACCAACCUUAUGGAGGCCCAGGUGGUCGUCCCGCUUCGCCCGAUAAUAGCCUACCUGGAUCCGGAGGAGGCGCUAAUCAAUAUGGAGAUGAACUUGUAACUCCACCACCACUUCCAGGUGGCGGUGACUCCUAUGGGGCUCCACCUACUCCAGAAGUUGAUCCCUACGGAGAAGAAACGCCAGUGCCCGUUGACCAAGGAUACAUCGCCAGCGAAGCACCACUUGUCGAACCUGCUGGUUACUGA
Messenger RNA from Haemonchus placei, 990 nucleotides. The record is from the annotation of a GenBank genome assembly. Lineage: Eukaryota; Metazoa; Nematoda; Chromadorea; Rhabditida; Trichostrongylidae.